Molecule: messenger RNA, 951 nt
Organism: Dothidotthia symphoricarpi CBS 119687
Lineage: Eukaryota; Fungi; Ascomycota; Dothideomycetes; Pleosporales; Dothidotthiaceae
Product: mitochondrial uncoupling protein 2
Exons: 6
Coding region: 1-951 (316 amino acids)
Biological process (GO): succinate transport; fumarate transport; transmembrane transport
Source: RefSeq, a predicted model, not a curated record
AUGUCGAGGUCUGACCGGAAGAAGCCCGCUACGGCGGCCACCAACUUGAUCGCUGGUGGAGGUGCAGGAAUGAUGGAAGCACUUGUGUGCCAUCCUCUGGAUACUAUCAAAGUCCGUAUGCAGUUGUCGAGACGAGCUCGUGCGCCUGGUGCUCCCAAGCGAGGCUUUAUCACGACAGGAGCAGAAAUUGUGAAGCGGGAAACAGCACUCGGUCUCUACAAAGGUCUUGGUGCGGUGCUUACGGGCAUUGUGCCCAAGAUGGCGAUUCGGUUCACAAGUUUUGAGUGGUAUAAGCAGGCGCUGGCGGACAAGCAGGGCAACGUCAGUUCGGGGUCUACAUUUCUCGCUGGUCUCGCUGCUGGUGUGACAGAAGCUGUUAUUGUUGUCACUCCCAUGGAAGUCAUCAAGAUCCGAUUACAAGCUCAACACCACUCAAUGGCCGACCCACUGGAUGUGCCCAAGUACCGCAACGCUGCACAUGCUCUCUACACCGUGGUCAAGGAGGAAGGUGGUGGUGCGCUGUGGCGCGGAGUCUCUCUCACAGCGCUGCGCCAGGGAACGAACCAGGCUGCCAACUUCACGGCAUACUCGGCACUGAGGGCGCGACUUCAGGAGUACCAUGGCACAAAUACGUUGCCGGGGUGGGAGACGAGUUGCAUUGGGUUGAUCAGUGGUGCUAUGGGGCCAUUCAGCAACGCGCCCAUUGACACAAUAAAGACGAGGCUGCAGAAGACGGCUGCGGAGCCUGGGCAGAGUGCUGUGCAAAGGAUUGUCGCUAUCGGCAGCGAUAUGUGGAAACAGGAGGGUGUCCGCAGUUUCUACAAGGGUAUCACGCCCCGCGUCAUGCGUGUCGCUCCUGGACAGGCUGUCACAUUUACCGUGUACGAGUACCUCCGAGGGCUGCUGGAGAAGUCAAAUCUGACGCUGGUGGGAGGCAAGUACGAGGAGUAG